AAGAGGAGAAAAAGGAAACGCACGAGCAGCUCGUUCAAAAAAAAAAAAAAAAAGGAAACGCACGAGCAGAGCUCAUCCUGUGUUGGGCGUGGCGGUGCUGUGCUUCAUCGAUCCCCACCCAAAUCGGAGCCACGCUCGCCGGCGAGAUCCUUUUCCACCACCGCACUGAUUCCUCCCUCCAAGCCUCCUCUCCAUCCCGGACCUCACGCCAUCGCGGACUGGCUGGCCGGGGACUCUUAGGCGCCGGAGACCGGAGGGGGAUUUGCCGGCGACCGGAGAGGAGAGGCUCGCGCUUCGGAAACGGUCGUUGUCGUCGCCACAGAGACGUGGGCGCACGCGCGGCGGACCUAGUGGAGGCCACUCCGAGUUUGAUUGCCCACGGAGUAAUUGCCAUGGACGAGCAGUUCAUCCUCCGUGUGCCCCCUUCUGUGGCGGAGCACAUCGAGCGUCUUAUGAACGAAUCUGCUGCUGGCUCAUCCUCCAACCCCGAGGACGCCUCCCUCGACCUCUCCUUCUCAGAUGAUGGAAGAAGUGGCACAUUUAUGAUUGGUAACCAGAGCUUUCCUGCAUCUCUCUUGGAUCUCCCAACUGUUGUGGAGUCAUAUAAGACAUAUGAUGAUUCAUUUUUAGUUAAAGCUGCUGAUAUUGGUCAGAUGGUAAUGGUAAGAGAAGAUGUUGAUCCUGCUCCAGAAGAAGUUGAAUACAAGCAUGGACUUACUCCUCCAAUGAGGGACGCACGCAGGCGACGUUACCGCAGAGAGCCUGACUUGAAUGCAGAGCUUGUUCAUCGAGUUGAGAAGGAUCUUAUAAGUAUUAUGCAUGGAGUGUCUGUCAGUAUCCUUUUGGUCCGUGGGAUAUGUGAAAUGUUUCACCUUAUUGCAAUGACCAAAAUGCUAGUGUAACUGGAGCUGGUGAAGGUGGUGACCGCAAGAAAGCUGCACCAGCUCCUGCACCCAAGCCUGACGCUCAAGAGCCUGCUGCAAAUGCCGAAGAAGCUGAGCCUGAGAGGAGUGACUCUGAUGACUCGGAGAACUGAAGUGGGCCAGAAUAGAUAGUGCAGUUGCCGUUGGCCAAGCAAACCAGUGAUUUUAGCGAUUCAGACUAAAUAACGUGUAUUUUUACCAAGCAGGGGUGCUUAUUGUCUUGUUAGGACCUAUUAAAUGCUGCUGCCAUUUUCUCAUGACGAGUUUCGCAUUAAAAUUCUGUUUUUUCAAGAACUGGUUUUCAAUUAACUGGGAAUAGUUUGUGCUCGUAAA
Hordeum vulgare subsp. vulgare (domesticated barley) is the source of this 1256-nucleotide messenger RNA. Its product is annotated as transcription initiation factor TFIID subunit 7-like. The transcript is spliced from 6 exons. Gene Ontology annotation, molecular function: RNA polymerase II general transcription initiation factor activity. Gene Ontology annotation, cellular component: transcription factor TFIID complex. Lineage: Eukaryota; Viridiplantae; Streptophyta; Magnoliopsida; Poales; Poaceae. Bases 393 to 902 code for a protein of 169 amino acids. Gene Ontology annotation, biological process: transcription initiation at RNA polymerase II promoter; RNA polymerase II preinitiation complex assembly. The record is from RefSeq and is a predicted model, not a curated record.